This is a messenger RNA of Ectocarpus sp. CCAP 1310/34, 2217 nucleotides long. Lineage: Eukaryota; Phaeophyceae; Ectocarpales; Ectocarpaceae. The record is from the annotation of a GenBank genome assembly.
AUGGGUUCCAUCACCACGUUCAUCGACACUGGCGCUUUCUGCGCCGUGUACGCGUGCAAGUACCGGGGGUGGAGCGUGGUGGCCAAACGCGUACGACAAGACCUACCCCUCUCCGAGCGGAGAGCGGCCCUGGCCAAUUUGUGGACAGAGUAUGACUGCCUCCGGUCUCUGUCCCACCCAAACAUCGUCGACGUCUACGGCAUGUGUCGCGUGAGAUGUCGCGAAGACUACGACGAUUGGAACGAGAGAGACGUCUGCCUGCUGCUGGAGAAGCUGGCUUUCGGAACCGUGGGACACCUGUUCGAGACAAUCGUGCCCGUGGACAAGAACCUUAAGACCACAAUGGCCCGGGCGCGGAAGAUGAAGAUGGUUCCUUUUCGUUGCCGACUGCAGCGAACUCUGGAGCUCGCGCAAGCCCUGGAGUACGUGCACGGAGGGUCUGGUAUCGGCCCCAUUAUGCACCGCGACGUCAAGAGUGUCAAUGUUGGGUUCGCGCAGAAUGGGCGCCUCAAGCUCAUGGACUUCGGACUCUCCAAGAAGGCUCCGCCCGGCGGUGAGGAUGAUGACACCUACAAGAUGACCGGCGAGGUGGGGUCCUACAGGUACAUGGCACCCGAACUCGUGAAGCACGAGCCGUACAACGUUAAGGUGGACAUCUACAGCUGGGCUAUCCUCAGCUGGGAGAUUUUGGCCAUCGAGAAGCCAUACUCGGACAUGAGCGAAUAUACUUUUAUCAAGAGGGUGGUCAAGGGCGGAGACCGUCCCGAGGUCCGCAGGAGCUGGCCCAACCAGCUUUGCACGCUACUCGCCUCCGCUUGGCACGCCGACCACGCCAAGAGACCGGUGGCGGCGGAUAUAGUCACAGCCCUCAAGAUCAUCUACGCGGAGCUCUCACCAAAGGACAGACGGAAGAAGCCCUCCUACGAGUCAACGUCGGCACUAAGUGGUAGGCGCGGUAGUCUCCGGAGGCGUGAUAAAAGCAACCGCCGCCACUCCUGGUCGCAGCUAUCGUCGAGGACUCCAGCGAGUGCCUUCAGCGGCACUCGACUUCCAAGCAGGAGCAACGAGACCGGAAACGGCAGAGGUUCUGCCACGCGCGACGACAGCGGCCGCCUCUUUGCUCCCUCUUCCUCCCGUCCCUCGCCCGGGUGUGUUUCGUCGUUGGAUAGGAGUAACUCCUUGCCGCUGCCGCUUCAUCCGACGUGCUCUCCCACCUUUGUCGCCCUGGCGAAGCGAAGGUGGCGAUCAAUCCGCAGGAAGAGUCAUGGGCCCGGUCUAUUCGAAGGCGUGGCUUCGGCGCCGCUCAACGGUGAGGCUUGGGGUUCGGCGCCGGGGGGGAAAGGCGGCCGAGGCAGCAGCGUGAAGGUGGCGACAGAGCGGGAUUCGUCAGAGGGAACCAGAUGGUCACGUCCGGCACCAGAAUCGCUUCUCGUAGCCAGCGUCCUCAAAUCAAAGGAGAGCGACGAAACCGGCAGCGAAGGCCAAGGCAGGGCUCCAGUGUGGACUACUACUGCCGUCGGUGUUGCGGAUGACACUUCCACUUGUGGCGGUGGCGUUGGUGGAAGCUGCGGUGGGCAUCGUUGCCCGCAGCACCAGGCGAUCAUUAGCAAGAGGGAAAUCAUCGCCGAUGCACUCCGGCGAGAGACGGCGGGGUUGGUGUCGUCGGGGGCGGCAGAUGCGCCGUCAUGGUCGCAGCAGGUGUGCCAGAGCAGGACGACCGAAAUCACAACAGCACCAAAGGUAGAGGUGGGAGAAGAAGCAAGGCACGACUGCCAGAGAAGGAGCGGCGGCGUCGGCGGCGACCACGAGCGCGAACCGGCUGCUGCAGCAAACCGAGCCAAAACAGCACAUGGUGUCGGCGGCCAGUGGGUUCCAGAGGAGGAAAGGGUGCGGAGCGCGUCGGACGUGUCGCGCAGGGUGCGCCGCAAUAGCAGCGUCAGUAAACUGUGGCCAACAUCGGCUUCGACCAACGGCGGUGGCAUUAAAGGCGCAAAACUUGUGGCGGCGGCGGUGGCUUCGGAAUGAAACAACCAAAAGCUAUUAAUAUGUGCUCUGGCUCGACAGACAUGGAAUGAACCGGCUAACCCAGAGAGAAAACCGGAGUGUGUGAGCGGCUUUGCCGACUCGGCGCGAUGUGUUCAUAGCUGUCGCUAAAGUUCGGUCCCGCUCCGUUGCAACCACAGCAGUUUUUGGAUUGAGACCCAUUUCGGAUUGUGG